ACAGUUAAAUCGUUAAUUGGUGAUUUUACUUGCAAUGUAACAAGCUGCCACGUCUCUCAAGUUAGCAAUGAGCACUAAGCGGGACAAGAAUCCAUAGCAACCACACACACAGCCUGCCAAUUAUGCCAUUAAACCCCUUCUUCACCUCCACCACCACCACCUCAGAGCUUCGAAUAUGGCCAUGGCUUUAUCUUCUUCGACCACCACGGUUUCUGCCGCCAUAUUUCACGGCGACCCACCACAUCCCCUGAAGCUCCACCCUGCCGCUGGCGCCAUCUUUCCCCUCUCCAAAAACUUGGCGAACUCCUUCGCCACUGCCCUGAUCCAGACCGGUCGAGAUAACAACAACAACAGUAAGUGGAGAACCAAUGUCUCUUUCCUUCCCGCAUUCUUCAAAUCUCCUGGAAAGGACCUCAAUGCUCUCAAGGAGGAGCUUCUUCAAGCCAUUGCUCCCCUCGAUCGCGGCGCCGAGGCUACUCCGGAGGACCAGAAAUUCGUCGAUCAGAUUGCCCGGAAGCUGGAAUCAGCCAAUCCCACUAAGGAUCCAUUGAAAUCGGAGCUACUGGAUGGGAAAUGGGAACUCUUGUACACUACUUCACAGUCAAUCCUGCAAACCAAGAGACCAAAGUUGCUGAGGUCCAGAACUAACUACCAAGCUAUCAAUACAGAUACAUUGCGAGCCCAAAACAUGGAGUCUGCCCCUUUCUUCAACCAAGUAACAGCAAACUUAACCCCUCUGAGCACAAGAAAAGUGGCUGUGAAGUUUGAUUACUUCAAAAUAUUGGGUUUGAUCCCGGUUAAGGCACCGGAUACUGCUCUUGGGGAGUUGGAAAUCACUUACUUGGAUGAAGAGUUGAGAAUAUCUAGAGGUGACAAGGGGAACCUGUUCAUCUUGAAAAUGCUGGAUCCAUCUUACCGUGUCCCCGCCACUGGAUGAUCAUGAGUGUCAGUCCUCAUUUCCCAAGAGCUCGAUUUGAACUACUACACAUCUCCUCCUGUUGCUGCAGCUGCAACUUUUUUCGUAUAAGGGUGGGUUAUCCAAAAACAGCAUCUCAGCACACAAAAGAGAUUUUUUUACAGUUGGACACUAAAAUCCAAGUGAUUUCUCUAGAAGGCAAAGAAAACAAACUGCUCCGAUCCACAACCUGCGAGGGAAAAAAAACAGCUCCCAGAAAGUAGCUAAAGCGCUAACCUUUCACAAUUACAGAGAGAGCUUGCUUUCUUUCUUCCAUUCAUGGCGGGCAUAGUUUCUUCUUCUUCUUCGUGUCUGAAAAUUCACUACCCAUCAUCAUCGUCAGCAGAAGAAGUUUUCGAUUCCCGGCGGCCAUCUUCACGGCUCACUCUCCUCUCAUCGGAUUCUCCUCCCACAACCCAUUCACGCGGAGUUUUCACCUCCACUAUCAAGUUGAAGGAUUCCAGCCUCUAUGCUGCUUCAGAUUCCUGGAAAUGGCGGACCCAAGUUUCUUCGUCCUCCUCCAAAGAGGGUUCUUCCUCCUCGUCCUCCACCAGGCGGCAAGAUGUGGUCAUCAACCUCCUCAAGUCUCAGCUCUACGACGCGAUUGCCCCUCUCGACCGCGGCGUUGAAGCUACCCCUCAGGAACAACAGCGCGUCGACGAGAUAGCUCGUAAGUUGGAGGCUGUGAACGCAGAAAAGGAGCCUCUCAAGUCCACUCUGUUGAAUGGGAAAUGGGAGCUCCUGUACACUACAUCUCAAUCAAUACUCAAGAAAAAGUGGCCAAAGUUGUUGAGACCAAAUGGGAAAAUCUACCAGGCAAUCAAUGUCGACACUCUGCGGGCUCAAAAUCUGGAAACUUGGCCCUUCUUUAAUCAGGCAACAGCUAAUCUAGUACCUCUAAACGAGAAAAGGGUUGCUGUCAACUUUGAUUUCUUCAAGAUUGCUGGCCUGAUUCCGAUUGAAUCGCCUGGAAGUGGACGUGGGCAGCUGGAGAUCACUUACUUGGAUGAGGAAUUAAGAAUCUCAAGAGGAGACAUGGGAAACCUCUUCAUCCUGAAGAUGGUGGAUCCAUCCUAUAAGGUACCCCUGUAAACUUGGAUCCCUAUCCUGAAUGACAUCGGCCGAGUUAGUUUGAAGAAACGCAGGCCAAGUCCCAUGGAGAGGGAGAGAUCAAGCUAUGUCAUUUCUGUAUAGUUUCGGUCACAUUCUUGGAAUCCAUCGUUUGUACAAUGGACCAAGCUUUCCAGUAGUGAACGUUGGAUAAUACAAACGGUG
Molecule: messenger RNA, 2230 nt
Organism: Linum tenue
Lineage: Eukaryota; Viridiplantae; Streptophyta; Magnoliopsida; Malpighiales; Linaceae
Source: the annotation of a GenBank genome assembly